UAGCUACGAAUUUAUAAAUCUCGUGAUAAUUGAAUACUUUCCCCACCGGCGCGUUCUGCUGCUCCGUCGAUCCAUGGCGAGCGCUGCCGCCCAUCCCGACGACUCCCGCCUAGGGUUCGGAAAGAUGGAGUUCGGGUGCAUCCACUACAGGAGGCGAUGCAAGAUCCGAGCCCCUUGUUGCAACGAGGUUUUCAAUUGCCGCCACUGCCACAAUGAAACCGCCAGACACGAACUUUGCCGUCAGGAUGUCCAGCAAGUUAUUUGCUUGGUCUGCGACACCGAGCAGCCGGUUGGACAAGCGUGCUCUAACUGCGGGGUCAAUAUGGGGGAAUAUUACUGUGAUGUGUGCAAAUUCUUUGACGAUGAUGUGGAAAAGGGUCAAUAUCACUGCAAUGAUUGUGGAAUCUGUAGAGUUGGAGGUAGAGAGAAUUUCUUCCACUGCAAGAAGUGUGGAUCUUGCUACUCAACUGAAUUACUCAAUAAGCAUUUUUGCAUAGAGAAUUCAAUGAGGCACAAUUGCCCCAUCUGUUAUGAGGUUUGUGAACAUGCGGUUUGGGACAAACCAAAAUUGUCACUCAAAAACCUUAGUUGUGAAAUAUCCACUACAUUUGUUAAUAUUUUGAUAAUUGAAUCUGCUUUGCAGUAUCUUUUCGAUUCAUUGAAAGAGACAAGAGUUCUAAAUUGCGGGCACACCCUUCAUAUGGACUGUUAUAGUGAGAUGUUGACACAUAAUAAAUACUCUUGUCCAGUAUGCUCUAAGUCAGUUUGUGACAUGUCAAAGUACUGGAAAAAAUUAGACGAAGAGAUAGCAACAACGAUCAUGCCUGACGAGUAUCGCUACAAGGUUUGGAUUCUUUGCAAUGACUGUAACGAUGUUUCGGAAGUGCUGUUCCACAUCGUAGGACACAAGUGCAACCACUGCAAAUCCUACAACACCAGGACAAUCUCUACUCCACCUGUUCCUGCUCUGUAGCCCCUCCUUCCUCAUCAUAAGCUCGAAGAAUUUAAGAACAUUUAUUCAAGGAAUUUUAUCCCUUGAUACAAAUCAGAAGAGGCCAUUCCUUUAUUCUGCCUCCACAUUGAAACUACUACUGUUUGAAUUUGAUUCCUUUUUUUUUAAAAGAAAAAAGGAUUAACUUUAUGUUUUCAUUACUAA
Zingiber officinale is the source of this 1156-nucleotide messenger RNA. Its product is annotated as E3 ubiquitin-protein ligase MIEL1-like. Gene Ontology annotation, cellular component: nucleus. Gene Ontology annotation, molecular function: ubiquitin protein ligase activity; zinc ion binding. The transcript is spliced from 11 exons. Bases 74 to 973 code for a protein of 299 amino acids. Lineage: Eukaryota; Viridiplantae; Streptophyta; Magnoliopsida; Zingiberales; Zingiberaceae. Gene Ontology annotation, biological process: ubiquitin-dependent protein catabolic process; protein ubiquitination. The record is from RefSeq and is a predicted model, not a curated record.